UUGAGAAAUAGGACUGCAGGUGGAGGGACGGCAAUGCCCGGCGGAGAUCAGGAACUCGGGAGCUACUACGUGGGUGUGGACGUGGGGACAGGCAGUGUCCGUGCAGCUCUGGUGGACCAGAGGGGUAUCCUCUUGGCUUUCGCAGACCAGCCAAUCAACCAGUGGGAGCCUCAGUUCAACCACCACGAGCAGUCCUCCGAGGACAUCUGGGUUGCGUGCUGCAUCGUCACAAAGAAAGUUGUACAAGGGAUUGAUUUAAACCAAAUUCGAGGGCUUGGGUUUGAUGCCACGUGUUCUCUGGUUGUUUUGGAUAAGCAGUUUCAUCCUUUACCAGUGAAUCAUGAAGGGGAUUCUCAUCGAAACAUCAUCAUGUGGCUGGACCACCGGGCGGUCAGUCAGGUCCACAGGAUCAACGAAACCAAGCACAGUGUCCUGCAGUACGUUGGGGGCGUGAUGUCCGUGGAAAUGCAGGCCCCGAAGCUUCUGUGGCUAAAAGAGAACUUGAGAGAGACUUGCUGGGAUAAGGCGGGACAUUUCUUUGAUCUCCCAGACUUCUUAUCGUGGAAGGCAACAGGUGUCACAGCACGGUCUCUCUGCUCCCUGGUGUGCAAAUGGACAUACUCUGCAGAGAAAGGCUGGGAUGACAGUUUCUGGAAGAUGGUUGGUUUGGAAGACUUGGUUGCAGAUAAUUACAGCAAAAUAGGAAACCAAGUGCUGCCUCCUGGAACUUCUCUUGGAAAUGGGCUCACACCAGAGGCAGCAAAGGACCUUGGCCUUCCUGCUGGAAUUGCAGUGGCAGCUUCACUAAUUGAUGCCCAUGCAGGAGGACUAGGAGUGAUUGGAGCAGAUGUGAGGGGGCAUGGCCUCGCCUGUGAGGGACAGCCGGUGACGUCGCGGCUGGCUAUCAUCUGUGGAACAUCUUCUUGUCACAUGGGGAUCAGCAAAAACCCGAUCUUUGUACCAGGAGUCUGGGGCCCUUAUUUCUCAGCCAUGGUCCCUGGGUUCUGGCUGAAUGAAGGUGGCCAGAGCGUUACUGGAAAAUUGAUAGAUCACAUGGUGCAGGGCCAUGCUGCCUUCCCAGAACUACAAGCCAAGGCCACAGCCAGAUGCCAGAGUAUAUAUGCAUAUUUGAACAGUCACCUGGAUCUGAUUAAGAAGACUCAGCCCGUGGGUUUCCUCACUGUUGAUUUACAUGUUUGGCCAGAUUUCCAUGGCAACCGGUCUCCCUUAGCAGAUCUGACACUAAAGGGCAUGGUCACCGGAUUGAAACUAUCUCAGGACCUCGAUGAUCUUGCCAUUCUCUACCUGGCCACAGUUCAAGCCAUUGCUUUCGGGACGCGCCUCAUUAUAGAGGCCAUGGAGUCAGCAGGGCACUCGAUCAGCACCCUUUUCCUCUGUGGGGGCCUCGGCAAGAACCCCCUUUUUGUGCAAAUGCAUGCGGACAUUACCGGCAUGCCUGUGGUCCUGUCGCAAGAGGUGGAGUCUGUUCUCGUGGGUGCUGCUAUUCUGGGGGCCUGUGCCUCGGGGGAUUUCGCUUCUGUACAGGAGGCAAUGGCAAGAAUGAGCAAAGUUGGGAAAGUUGUGUUUCCUAGACGUGAGGAUAAAAGGGUCUUGCCAGGAAACUUCUGGGAGCUUAUGAAAUCUACAGGAAAUACAUUCAUCAGUGACAGAGAUGACUUCACCCUUAAUUUGAACUUGUACUUCUUCAUUGAAACUCUAGAAUAAUCUCUUUUUGGGCAACCCAACAGGCAUCCAGCUCCCCUACUCCAUCCACAUGGGGCAACCACCCCAUGAUUUCAACUUGGGUCUACAGUCCUGGUGGGGCAGCCAGUCGAGGUCCUUUGUCCUCUUCUGGCAAAGGGUUGGAUACAUAUCCCUGAUAGACCCAUCAGAUGCCCUUCCUGCAACUUGAAUCUUGAACAGAAUGACUCAGAAAGACUUGCAACCAUUUUAUCAUAUUCAUCUGGGUGGUGCUCUCCUGAAAAAACUUCUUAUAAUUUUUGCUACCUCGAUCUGAUGAGCUGCUCUGGGACCUGCCCUUUCCCAUGCAGAGUUCUUCAAAUUUUUCUCCGAAUCUGUGAGAUUUUCUACACUUGCAAUAAUAUUGUUUUCUUUAUAGUUACCAGGUUUGAUUUCACCCACUUACCACCAAAAAAAUCCCUAAGCAAUAUACACAUGUACAGAAAUAUACAAGUAUUAUUCGAGUUUACAGAUGAUAAGAUCACUACAGAAAUUUUCUAAAUUAUUGUAAAGUACAAAGAAGGUAAAACUUACCAAUUAUUCCAAAACCUAGAUAUUAUCAUUAUUACUAUUCACAUUUUUGUUUAUUUCCUUUAGUCUCUCCUCUCUCUGUGUAUAUAUACAUACAUAUAUACACACACAUGCGUCCACAGAUAUGUGUCUAUAUAUAUACAGAGAGAGAAAUCCAUACUGUAUGUACAGAUUUGUAUCAUCACUUUUUAAUUUUAAUAUUAUUUUGUAAGCAUUUUCCUGAGUAAUUAAACUUCUUUCAAACUA
This is a messenger RNA of Aethalodelphis obliquidens (Pacific white-sided dolphin), 2517 nucleotides long. It is a transcript of the gene FGGY, whose product is annotated as FGGY carbohydrate kinase domain containing. The coding region runs from base 34 to 1725 and encodes 563 amino acids. Gene Ontology annotation, biological process: carbohydrate phosphorylation; pentose metabolic process. The transcript has 18 exons. The record is from RefSeq and is a predicted model, not a curated record. Gene Ontology annotation, molecular function: D-ribulokinase activity. Gene Ontology annotation, cellular component: cytoplasm. NCBI's taxonomy places the organism in Eukaryota, Metazoa, Chordata, Mammalia, Artiodactyla, Delphinidae.